AUGAGUGUGGUGCACGGCGCUUGCAAGCAGGUGGCUGGCCACCUUCAGACCGCCGAGCAGUCCUUGGGCCUGCUGGACGCGGCCAACCGCUCCACCGAAGCCUCGCUCGCAGAGGUGGGUGCUAAGCUGGCCAGCGUUGAGCGAUCCUUGCAGCUCGCAGCUGCUGGAAAGCUUCCGACUGGGAGCCUCAAUUAUUCCCCCGCCACCACGGCACGCUCUGAGGGCUCAGACACCCGACGCUCCAUGGGCAUCGAGCGACCAAAGCCACGCGUGGUGGUAGCACUACCACGGCUGGCCCGCCGCAGCUGA
This is a messenger RNA of Effrenium voratum, 309 nucleotides long. The record is from the annotation of a GenBank genome assembly. Lineage: Eukaryota; Dinophyceae; Suessiales; Symbiodiniaceae.